AUGGCGCAGGAUCAAGGUGAGAAGGAGAGCCCCAUGCGGGAACUUCGCAUCCGCAAGCUCUGCCUCAACAUCUGCAUCGGGGAGAGCGGAGACAGGCUGACCCGGGCGGCCAAGGUGCUGGAGCAGCUCACGGGCCAGACCCCAGUGUUCUCCAAAGCUAGAUACACUGUCAGAUCCUUCGGCAUCAGGAGAAAUGAAAAGAUGGCCAUCCACUGCACUGUCCGUGGGGCCAAGGCAGAAGAAAUCCUGGAGAAAGGUCUAAAGGCUGCACUGGGGCCAAACACAGAAUCAGCAAAGAGGAGUCCAACAGAACUGGUCCAACAGAAGUAUGAUGGGAUCAUCCUUCCUGGCAAAUAA
Molecule: messenger RNA, 357 nt
Organism: Rangifer tarandus platyrhynchus (Svalbard reindeer)
Lineage: Eukaryota; Metazoa; Chordata; Mammalia; Artiodactyla; Cervidae
Source: the annotation of a GenBank genome assembly